GCCCCGGCGGCCUCCGUCGAUGAAAGACGAAAAGCAAGUAAUCGCGGGCGAGCAACAGCCUCGCGGUGUACACGCGCCCGCGAGUCGCGGUGGAAGGUAGAGAGGAUUGGCGGAGAUGCGGCUCAGGAUACCGACUAUACCCGAGCAGUUUCUGGUUGGUUGGUAAGUGGGACUAGCGGGGACUCAUAGGCUCGUAGCGUCCUACGCGAGGCCGCAGUCGGGCGCAAACCCCGAAACAAUCUCAUCGCGAGAGAAGUUUACCUGUCGUCUAUCGCCAUCGUCGAGCGCACUGCGACACUGUCCGUCUGUCUGUCUCUUCCUCUCUCUCUCUCUCUCUCUCUCUCUCUCUCUCUCUACUUCUCUCCCUCUCCCGAGAGGAGCCAGCAACACAUCCCGUUCAUCCCGGUGAACGAGGCUGCCCUGGAACGCGGAAGAGGGUGUGUGCGCGCCGGAGAAGACGGAAACAUCAUCGCGAAGCUAUCGGAUCUCCUGGGUGUCGAAGCACGACGGCAGUAACCCGUCGCGCGAGCCCGGAGGAAGAGGACCUCGCCGAGCCACCGCGAAGCCGUCCACCAACGUUGGCGGCCGCUGCUCGCUCACCUGGAUCGCAGUCGCCUGGGUUAGUGCGUACGAGAGUCAGCGGCGGAGUCGCAGCACGGGCGCGCGCGCGCGCCUCUCCGGAGAGACGGAAGAGAGACCGGGGUCAGGAUCGAGACAUCGACCUACCCAGGAGAGCUGUCAGCGCGGACGCGUUGGGGCAGGCCAAUACGCAGCGAUCCUAUAAGCGACACCCCGAGGAGGCCCGACAAUAUCUCGCAGUGAUACCGCGAGUUCGUCUUCACGAUAAAGAAACUCGAGGAGAGGUACGCGUCGCGCCGAGAAUACAAAGCCGGAAGUAGCACCUCGCCGAAGCAGCGAUGUCAAGAAUGCGAGCUAUCAGGUGGUGCGUUUUGUUCGCGCUGCUGACGACGGUACUGGCUGUACCGGCGUCGCCGAAGGUGCGUCCCGAGGAUUCAACAACCAAGGGCAAGAAAACGACCACGCCGAUCGCGCCCGGCGCAGGAAGCGUGAAGGACGGUGCCGCCUCGACGGUGAUUACCGCGACCACGGCGUCGAGACCAAUCGCGAACGCGACGUUCCCGUACACCCCGAAGAACGCCACUUCGCAUCCAUCAUCGUCUUCGUCGGCGCCUUCCUCGUCGCUGGCAGCGGCGACCACUACGACGGCGGCGGCGACGAUGACAGCGGCAACAUCCGCGCCAACGUCCACGGCAACGGCAGCGGCGGAAAUAGCCGUUACAUCCGCCACGACGACGCUGAAGCUGCCGACGAUCUCGCCGAUCGUCACGAUAACGACGCCGUCGCUGCCGUCCACGGCGGCUCUCACGGCGAACGCGACCUCCGCCGACCUGGACGCCGUCGUCACCGGCUCGAGUUCCACCUUCACCGAGACGUCGCCGCGGAUCGCGCCUACCCAGAACACGGCUACGGUGUUGUCGAGGAAAUCGACGGCUGCUGCGGCCGCGGCCGCCGCCGCCGCCGCCGCCGUCGCCGUCGCCACCGACGUCACGACCACCGCGCCUUUGACGUCGGCCAAAGAAACGCGAGAGUCGCCCGGAAAGAUCAGACCGCAAAUCAAACUGACGACAAAUUACACCAGCGAGACGGGGGUGCGACUGCCGGAGGGAGCGAGCGCGGCUCUCGCGAAGCCGACAAAAUACCACUACUACCCGCACAAUCAGCAUAUCUACCUGCUACCGGAGUGCGCCGUUCAACAAGUCUGCAAUGCCGUUUACGUUAGGCUGAACUUCACGCAACCUCUGUGCGCCUGUCCCGGCAGAUACCGGGACCCCUGCAGCGCAUCCUUGGACAGUGACGAUCACCACACGACCGAGCUGGUAACCGACCCACGAACCAAGGUUAGUGAAAACGUCGAACACGUUUUUUUAGCGAGAAAGAGAGAGCGAGGUAGAGAAACAAGUCGAGAUAAGGUAACCCUUUCUCUCCAUUGAAAACCUCUACGAGCCAACUUCUUGACAAAUUAAUUAAUAAUCAUAAGGUAAAUGUCCCAAUAAUUAAACUUUGUCCCUUGAUGGAAUCAUUAAAAAUAUUUAAAAUUAUUUGUAUUUAAAUAUUUCCAAAAAAGUCUUUGAGAUUUUGUCAAAAGAUAUUUCUUUAUGUCUUCCCAAUUUGUAAUAUUACUUAAUGAUCAUUCUAAUUACUAAGUCUGUACUAAGUACUAAGUACUAAGUACUAAGUACUUAUUCAAUAAUUAGAACAUGAUUCAUUUUUUAGUUCAAUUACUGACACAACUGACAUCAUUUAAUAUAUCUUAUUAAAAUUAUAAUUGAUAUAAUCGCUGACAAACUAAGAUUCUAGGUAAACGUUAAUUUUCUUGUAAUUUCACUAGUUACUUAUUAAUAAAAAUGCAAAACUGAUUGUGCGUUCUUAUCAUUGGAACAUUUACCUUAUGUCUGUCUUUGUUUUUCAUUCAACUUAGACAAAAAUAGAUAUAUGUUUUAACUAUGAGUUAACUUAUCAAGAAGUUGCAACAACCCGCACUACAAUUUUAAUUUCUAAUCAUUUAAACACGUAAAUACUUAUUACUGGAAGGGGAAGAAAAGAUCCAUAGAUAUUUCACGAAAGAUUAAUAAAAGAAAAAAAAAACAGUGAAAUUUCAUGGUCAGUCGAUACAAUUUUUACGCAUUGUAAGCCACAAAAUCACACCUGAUCGAUAUAUCAUUUUAUUUUAACCUCUUCAGCGCCUAAUUUUCUCACAAGUAAACCUAUCCGAA
Odontomachus brunneus is the source of this 2795-nucleotide messenger RNA. It is a transcript of the gene dsx-c73A, whose product is annotated as mucin-5AC. The transcript has 3 exons. The record is from RefSeq and is a predicted model, not a curated record. Bases 918 to 2012 code for a protein of 364 amino acids. NCBI's taxonomy places the organism in Eukaryota, Metazoa, Arthropoda, Insecta, Hymenoptera, Formicidae.